AUGAUAAUAGUCAAAGCGUCGAAAGCAUCGAGGACGAAAGAGUCGCUUGUUCCUCUUGCGACCCUCAUCGGUAGGGAGCUGAGGAGCGAGAAGCUGGAGAAGCCUUUACUCAUCUAUGGCCAAGCUGCUCUCGCUAAGAAAGGAGAAGACUUUUUUCUGAUUAAGACUGAUUGUGAGAGGGUUCCUGGUGAUCCUUCCUCCGCCUUCUCUGUUUUCGGGAUAUUUGAUGGUCAUAAUGGUAACUCGGCUGCUAUAUAUACUAAGGAACGUCUUUUGGAUAAUGUGGUGAGUGCUAUCCCUCAGGGUGCAACUAGGGAAGAGUGGCUUCAAGCUCUUCCUAGGGCUCUUGUUGCAGGGUUUGUCAAAACCGACAUUGAGUUUCAGCAGAAAGGGGAGACUUCUGGGACGACGGUGACAUUUGUUAUAAUUGAUGGCUGGACGAUCACUGUCGGCUCUGUUGGGGACUCACGCUGCAUAUUAGACACCCAAGGUGGUGUGGUUUCUCUGCUGACUGUCGAUCACAGGCUGGAAGAGAACGUUGAAGAGAGGGAACGCGUAACUGCCAGUGGGGGCGAGGUUGGAAGGCUCAAUGUUUUUGGUGGCAAUGAGGUCGGCCCGCUUCGAUGCUGGCCUGGUGGUUUGUGUCUUUCGAGGUCCAUUGGGGAUACUGAUGUGGGAGAAUAUAUUGUCCCAAUACCUCAUGUUAAGCAAGUGAAACUUUCAGAUGCUGGGGGGAGACUCAUUAUAGCUUCAGAUGGUAUUUGGGAUAUACUGUCUUCUGACAUGGCUGCCAAAGCUUGUCGUGGUUUAUCCGCCGAACUUGCUGCUAAACUUGUUGUUAAGGAAGCGUUGCGAACAAAAGGGUUGAAGGAUGAUACUACUUGUGUAGUUGUUGACAUAGUUCCAUCUGAUCAUCUUACCUCGGCUCCAACUCCUAAGAAGAAACAGAACACAUUCACUGCAUUUCUUUCUAAGAAAAAGCAUACUGAUACCAACAACAAGAACGGAAACAAGCUUUCUUCUGUCGGAGUUGAAGAAUUGUUUGAAGAAGGUUCUGCUAUGCUUGCAGAUAGAUUGGGAAAGGAUCUUCCCUCGAAUACGGACACUGGGCUCUUAAAAUGUGCUGUAUGCCAAGUAGACCAAUCUCCAGGUGAAGCUCUAUCAAGCAACGAGGGUUCUAUCAUCUCCUCAGCAUCUAAGCGAUGGGAAGGUCCCUUCCUAUGCACAAUAUGCAAGAAAAAGAAAGACGCCAUGGAAGGAAAAAGACCAAGCAAAGGUUCAGUGACCACUUGAAGCCAACUUUUGUCUUGAGAGAAAUGAUAAAUGUUAUGUAGAGAAUAGACCCAAUUCUUCUUAUCCAUUGUUUAAAAUAUGCCUCUGGUUUGUGUUCUUUGGCUUUAUGCUGAACAUUUACCUUGAUACAUGUGUGUUUUGAUUGGUAAUUGCUAAUAUAUUAACAUGGCUUUUCCAA
This is a messenger RNA of Brassica oleracea var. oleracea, 1471 nucleotides long. Its product is annotated as probable protein phosphatase 2C 5. Bases 1 to 1293 code for a protein of 430 amino acids. The transcript has 8 exons. Gene Ontology annotation, biological process: protein dephosphorylation. Gene Ontology annotation, molecular function: protein serine/threonine phosphatase activity. Lineage: Eukaryota; Viridiplantae; Streptophyta; Magnoliopsida; Brassicales; Brassicaceae. The record is from RefSeq and is a predicted model, not a curated record.